AUAUUUUAGUUUUCUGAAGUGCCUUAGGUGAUGCAGUGGUAAUUUGCAUUUUGAGGUUGGGCCUCUAGCUGCUGUGAAUUAGACUUCUCAUCAUCACCAGUUCUAGGACCUACGAUGGCAAGUCAACUUCCCCCUGAGACCAGCAAAAGCAAGAAGCCUUCUAGUAGUGCAUUCAAACAGCAACGACUGCCAGCCUGGCAGCCCAUUCUGACUGCUGGCACUGUGUUGCCUGCAUUCUUUGUCAUCGGAGUUGCUUUUGUGCCAAUUGGAGUUGGACUCCUCUAUUUUUCUAAUGAUGUGAUGGAAUUCCGGCAUGACUACACCAACUGUACAGACAUUGCAAACACAGCAAAGUCUUGUGCAGAAAAUAUUGGGCCUGGGAAAGGAACAGAAUGCAAAUGCAUGAUUAAUUUCAGCAUCACUUCUGCAUGGAAGUGUCACUGUAAUGAUGAUGCUGAUCUUGUGUGUUUCCAGGGAAAAAUCUUCAUGUAUUAUGGACUGACAAAUUUCUAUCAGAAUCACCGACGUUAUGUGAAGUCUCGCAGUGACCUGCAGCUUCUGGGUCAUCUAGAUAACAACACAGGAGAUUGUGAACCUUUUGGAAAGAAAGGGCAGAAGGCAAUUGCCCCAUGUGGUGCAAUAGCCAACAGCAUCUUCAAUGAUACAUUUACGCUGAAGUUCCAUCUGAACAGUGAGCUGCUACUUGUAACCAUUAUGAAUACUGGUAUUGCGUGGCCAUCUGACAAGCGACUGAAGUUCAAAAAUCCCAGUGGAACCAAUCUUGCAGAUGCCUUCAAUGGGACAGAAAAGCCCCCAUACUGGUCAAAACCUGUCUAUGAAUUGGAUCUAGUUAAUAAGGGAAACAAUGGCUUUGAAAAUGAAGCUCUCAUUGUCUGGAUGCGCACAGCAGCUUUCCCUGAUUUCCGUAAGCUCUAUGGUAUCAUUGACAGUGAUCAAGACAAUUUCAGAUCAGGCCUUCCAGAAGGAAACUAUACCCUGGAGGUGACAUACAGAUACCCUGUAACUGAGUUUGAUGGAACAAAGCACAUGAUUCUCUCAACGACCUCUCUCCUGGGUGGAAAGAAUCCAUUUCUUGGAAUCACUUAUAUUGUCAUCGGCUCUCUUUGCAUCCUUUUUGGUGUUGUGUUCCUCAUCAUACAUAUCAGAUAUGGGAAACGGAACUCUGAGAUGGUCAGCGUCACAACACGGACACCCUACUGACAGACGGAAGGGUGGAUCCGGGGGAUCCCCAGCUACCCCUUGUGAUAGUACAAGUGUGUGAUGCACUGAUGAACUAAAGAUUGAGCCCCCUCUCAGAAGUGCACAUCCUUGGCAAGUUUUCCAUCCUGGUGAUGACUGCUGUAUUUAUUAACAGGAAGAAACCCUGUGUGGCACUGCUGAUCUCAGAACUCAUGAGGCACUCUGGUGGCUGUGGUUCCCCAUGAUCACUGUAGCUAUUAGUCAAGCUUAAUUGUAUGGAAGACUGUUUUAUGGUUGCAAAAUUUGUUGACCCUUCAAAGUCUCAUGAUAAAUACACAGUUUCUAAUUAUAUAUGGUGAGGAGUACCAUAUCAUGUGUCAACUUGCUGCUGUAUUACAUGUUUGGGUGUGGAAUGGUUUGGCAUUGAUGCUGAAGUAUAUUCAGUGAAAAAGUCUUUGUUCCAAUCCUAAGUGGUAGAGCUACUCCAUGCCUGCAGCAUAAAAAGGAAUAGUGAAAUAGGCUCUUUGCACAAUUUAUGGUAUCCAGAAAUUUUUUUUUACAAGAAUCCGCUGGCUGUUUGUGAUCAUUAUUGCAGACCAAUCUACUUCAUUCCCUCAUUUGGAAUUCUUGCCAAAUUCCUUCCACAGCAUGUCAUGAGGCUUUUCCAAAUUCACUUGACCUCCUUAGCUUUGGGAUAUCAAGAACUAUGUAUGUCCCUUUUAUCCAUUGAAAGAGUUUUAUAUCUAAGUACUUACGGCUUGCUUUGAAUUGAUGAAUAUUCUAGUCACAAAUGCAUAAUGUAUGCCAGAGCAAAUAAAGCCC
This is a messenger RNA of Darwinula stevensoni, 2022 nucleotides long. The record is from the annotation of a GenBank genome assembly. NCBI's taxonomy places the organism in Eukaryota, Metazoa, Arthropoda, Ostracoda, Podocopida, Darwinulidae.